Molecule: messenger RNA, 1570 nt
Organism: Egretta garzetta (little egret)
Lineage: Eukaryota; Metazoa; Chordata; Aves; Pelecaniformes; Ardeidae
Gene: MRNIP
Product: MRN complex interacting protein
Exons: 6
Coding region: 1-1059 (352 amino acids)
Biological process (GO): mitotic G2 DNA damage checkpoint signaling
Cellular component (GO): nucleus
Molecular function (GO): chromatin binding
Source: RefSeq, a predicted model, not a curated record
AUGGGUCCAGUUUUUAGGAGGACCCCUAAGAAUACUCUGAUCACCUUGCUUUUGUUAUUUUUCUUACAGGUUUAUGGCCAAGGGUCUGGCCUGGACUGCAGGCACCAUGUCCAGAAAUUAAACUUGCUGCAGGGUGAGGCAGAGGAAGCAAUCGACUGGACAUCUCGGUGCGUAGAUGACAGCACAAAUACAGCAGCCCAACGUGAAGACAGUUUGGUCCAGCAGGAGGGAAGGGCAGAAGUCAGUCGCUGGAAUAAAUAUCUGGACAAGGAAAGUGAAGAUCAGGAAGAUGGGGAGGAGGAGGCAGGUACAGAAAGGCAACAGUUUUGUUCCCGGAGGAAGAACACUGUGGAAGAACAAAGGAAACGCCAAAAGAGCUUCCUGUCCAGUGAUGUUCAGGAAUAUGCAGAAGAAAAUAGAGUUUUCCAGCUUGCUUACCGAGCCAAAAAGGUUAAAACCUCUGAGCGCAAGGAAUGUUCAGUAGCAGUGCCUGAUCAAGAUGACGGAGAUGCUGUUUCUGGAGAUAGUGUGGUUCCUGCUGUCUGUGAGCCUGUAGUGCCUGAGGAGAAUACACAAAAUCCAACUGCUUGUUCCAAGGCCUCGAAGUGGGAAAAAUUUCUCUCAUGUUCUGACAGCUACAGUGAAAAUGCUGCCAGGGUCACCUUGUCACCACAGGAGGGCAGUGGAAGGUUGGGGCUGCACAGCACCACUGCAGCAGAUUCCAGUAUGGCCAGUAGAUGCUCAGAACAGGCUGGAAGAACUCGAUGUCAAGGUACAGGUUUUGAAUUUAAAAAGUGUGUUGCUGGCACUGAGCAGCGUGCCUCAAAACUGCCUGGCACCAUGGUGCCCAGUUCCAGUUGCUCAGUUGAGGAGGAUGUGUUGUUCAAAGAACCUCAGAGCCCAGGAUCUGGUGUCUUAGACACCACUGCAGGAAGGUGGUGUUUGGAUAGCAUGAGGCAGGCAAACACACUUGUUAACUCUAACACUGAGCCAAAGCCUAGCAGUGUUUCUUGUGAACACCUCUUCUGCACAGGUGAGGAGUUUGAUGAUGAUCUCUGAGAAGUUCAGCCAUCUUUGACAGUGCUUUCUUGUUUGUCUCUAUAAUGUAUUUGGUAUGUUGAGUUCUGAGGCAAGAUUUUGACCUGAAGAUGGCUUUGCUCUAAGCCUUACAGAACUUGCACUAUUAAAGUUGUUUACUUGCACUAUGGCUGUGUUUGAGGGGAGGGUAUGAGGGUGGAAGAACUAGUUACAGUGGGCAAGUACUAGAGUUACACAGUGUUGUCUAGCAACCUCAUCAGCUAGAAGUAAGAAUGGAAGUAGGUCAGCUUGGGGGGAAAAAGCUCCAAGAAUUCCUGGCCAGCACAAUUAAAUUCUGUGAUUAGUUCCCCAUUACAAACUGCAGCUCUUCUCCCCUGUGCUACCUCUUUGUUUAGAUCUCCCAUAGCAACCUGUUCUUCCAGAGCUGCAGAGCCCACAAAGCAUUUGAUUUCUCUUCAGAGCAUAGCGCUAAGGGGGUACACAAAGGUAUGUGCAAAAAGGCAGGCCUACAGUCGCAGGCUGCCUCCCCUGC